AUUCACAUGGGUGGAGCGGAAAUGGUCUCGGGUCUUGCAUCACGCAAGAAUCGUGACAAAGCACGAUUAAGCGCUCAGAUCAGUAAAUUCUUCCGACAUAGUACAUCAUUAGAAAUGUGCUAUUUUUAACAAUUGACUAGGGCCUGAGGUCAAAAACAACAUACAUUAUCAAGAAAAAGGACCAUAUUGUCUGAACUGAAGAGAAAUACCAGAACUAAUGAACGAAUCAGUGAACGAACCACUGAAAGACUUGGAAAGACUGGAAGAAAGGAGAGGGAAUCUUGCCUUUAUACGGACUGCCAAGAAAAAGACAUUACGUCAUUUUGUGGUCAUGAUAGCGAGGGCCAGAAACUGACCAAUGAAAACGCUCGUUCUAUUACAUAUAGCAAGAAGCCAUCUUGAAAAUAAUGUAGACAGGUGAAAUCAUGGCGAAAUUUUGACAACUGCUGCAGAUCCUCAAAAAAACAUUAGAUGGGAAAUGAGCUUCGGAGAAAUCAUAACUCUGAAUGUUGGUGGACGAAAGUUUUCAACUUCCAAGCAGACUUUAACAUGGAUUCCAGACUCAUUUUUUUCAAGUUUACUAAGUGGAAGAAUUUCGUCUCUAAGAGAUGAGACAGGAGCGUCGUACCCCUUGGAGGUUCAAAAAAAUCAGGAUUCCACUGUAUUGACAGAAGUACAUAAUUAUUUACAUGUGUUGAUUUGCUUUGUCUUUGUAGCUAAGCGGCUAGCUUUGUGUGAAGAAGUCUCUCAUUCCAAAUGUGGUGAUGUGCUGUUCCAUGGAUAUCUUAACCCUCCAGAGUUUCCACUUCCUUCCAUGUCAAGACACUCUUCGUCAUCUGCUCUCACGAGAAGAAGCUCUGCAUCAACUGUAAUAAGUGCAUCACGGUAUGAAACUAAUGCCCCUUCUUACCGAGAUUUUGGCAUCAGAGAAGUGCCUGAUGAUGAUGAGGUUGUAGCUGUGGAUGUAGAUCCCAGAAGAGUGUUGAUGGUGAUCGGUCAUCACAGCUUUGUAGCAGUGGCUUUUGCACAUUGUGUGUUCUGCUACAGAUCUAAGGAUUCUGUUGGUUGGGAGCUGAUUUUUUCCACUCCUUAUCUGGUGCACUGUGUAGAAAAAAUGGCACUCAAUGCCAAAGUGACGUCCAGUUCUCUUGGGGAUAAAAUGCUGGCAGUUUCAUCUGUGGGUAAAAUUCGUUUAUGGAGCUUCACUACAACAGACCAUAUUCAAGGUGUUGUGAAAUUUGAAAUUGGAACAUUUGAUUUAACUGUUCCUGUAGAUGCUCUGUUUUUCAUUGGAAGCCAGCUUGUGGCUACAAGCCACACAGGCAAGAUUGGUGUGUGGAAUUCCAUGACUCAGCAUUGGCAGAUCCAGGAUGUAAUGCCUAUCUCCAGCUAUGACACUGCAGGUUCUUUCCUUCUUCUUGGAUGUACAAAUGGUUCUAUUUAUUACAUUGAUAUGCAGAAGUUUCCACUGAGAAUGAAGGAUAAUGAUCUUCUGGUGACUGAACUUUAUAAAGAUCCCAAUGAGGACAUGGUGACGGCACUCAGCGUGUACUUGACACCUAAGACGUGUUUAAGUGGCAAUUGGAUUGAGAUAGCAUAUGGUACAAGCUCAGGAACAGUGCGAGUGAUUGUUCAACAUCCAGAGACAGUAGGUCAUGGACCUCAACUCUUCCAAACAUUCAUGGUUCAUCGAAAUCCCGUCGUGAAGGUCAUGCUUAGCGAAAAGAAUCUCGUCUCCAUUUGCUCAGAAUACAAUCACGUGCGCUCGUGGAACGUGACACGCUUUCGCGGCAUGAUCUCCACGCAGCCCGGUUCCACGCCCCUGGCGUCUUUCAAUGUUGUUUCUCUUGAGGCACAGGACGCACAUCCUAGCUCAUCAGCUGGCAGCGUCAUCGGUCCAUUCGGCGAGCGUGACGAUCAACAAGUGUUUAUUCAGAAGCUUGUACCGGACACGGAUCACGUGAUCGUACGGUUCUCUUCCACAGGGAAAAGGAUCUGCACAAUUCGCUCAGUGGACGGCAGUAAUAUCACUUCAUAUUGCGUGCACGAAUGUGACGCCUCGAGCAGAAUGGGUUCCAGACCCCGGCGAUUCCUGAUAACAGGCCAUUCAAACGGAUGUAUUCAAAUGUGGGACCUGACAACAGCACUAGAGAUUGCCUCCAAGCUGCCUGGCGAAAACACAGAGCGUGACGAUAUUGGUAAUGUCACACAAGGAGAACUGUUACGGACACUCGAACAAUGUGACCUCAGUGCGUCACGCUGCACGACGCCCUCCAUGUCGCCAGCCACGUCACUGCUGCACACAAAUCUCACGGGCUCGCGCCUCAAACUCUCGUACUCAUGCCCUAGCUUGGGCGAAGAUGACCGCGAAGAGGCUGGUGCCAGCGGAGGAAAGUCCAAAUAUGGCAUUCUCAUCUCGCAGUGUUAGAGUCUAAAAUAUAGGAGCAUACUAUAGAGAACAGGCGCGAAAUACAGUGAAUUUAUAGCCGUAGCCGGCUUUAAAUAUUUAAACCUAACCACGUUGGAUUAGACAGUGAAACGCACAGGCUAGUGGAAAAGUUCAGUUCUCGUAUGUUUCAAUUUCUCGAUGAUUUGUGAAAUCUAUAAAAUUGGGAAAACGCACUCGUUUUCAUUAUUGAAUUGAUUGUAUUAUCAGAAGGAGAGUCGUGCACAAUGUUUGAGUUUGAUAUCGGUGUUUGCUGUCAUUUGGACUCGAGAGAUACGCCAAAAAUGUUGAGAAAAACUGUACAAAGUUGCAAAAGCGAAAUAUUCCUAGUCUCGUGUGAUUCCGCGUGAACUUGACCCUGGUUUGGACGAUUGAAAAAUGUUUUCCUCUUGUCACUCUCACACUCUGAACCAGGCUCCUAGUUAUUUUUCAAAAUGAAAUUACCACGAAACGUUAACAUGGGUGAGAUAUUAUUUGAAAUUUCUUAUCAACGUCGAAGCAAAAUUACAAUUCGCGGGGCCAAAUUUUCGUUUCUUGAUGAUGGCUUUGAAAAGCAAUACAACGAAGGUCCAGCCCGAAUUGGAGAAUUAUACAAUUACAUUGAAGGUUUCUACUGCAUGAAAACUACUGCGAGGUGUCAUGAUAUGAGCCCGCGAUUUUCGCAUUUUAAGUUUCUAAGCAACAAACGUGCCCCUAUCGCGUCAUGUCACCUAACAGCUAUUGUAGUUCUGGUGUUUGUUUACGCUGUUUUUUGAUUGGAUGAGAGGAAUCGGAAGCUCUUGAAGUCAGUCAGCAUGGAACUUAAAGGAGCUACGUCACGGUUGAAAAGUUAAGCCUGAAUUAUUUCAAGCUUGUUGUUUGUAAUCCG
Orbicella faveolata is the source of this 3314-nucleotide messenger RNA. RefSeq names its product BTB/POZ domain-containing protein KCTD3-like. Gene Ontology annotation, biological process: protein homooligomerization. NCBI's taxonomy places the organism in Eukaryota, Metazoa, Cnidaria, Anthozoa, Scleractinia, Merulinidae. The record is from RefSeq and is a predicted model, not a curated record. Gene Ontology annotation, molecular function: protein binding.